Messenger RNA from Lathyrus oleraceus (garden pea), 1806 nucleotides. RefSeq names its product endoglucanase 25. Lineage: Eukaryota; Viridiplantae; Streptophyta; Magnoliopsida; Fabales; Fabaceae. Gene Ontology annotation, molecular function: hydrolase activity, hydrolyzing O-glycosyl compounds. The record is from RefSeq and is a predicted model, not a curated record. Bases 1 to 1806 code for a protein of 601 amino acids. The transcript is spliced from 6 exons. Gene Ontology annotation, biological process: carbohydrate metabolic process.
AUGCCACCACCAACAGAGUCACAGAAGAACCCUGUGAGAUAUAUGCACACUGUUUCAGAAGCUGGUCGCCUUCUCCCUUCAUCAAGCCGCUGGAACUCCAUAGCACUUAAUUUUAACCUUACUCCUAAAUCAUCUAUUUCCUAUGAUUCCAUCCCUUCCAAAUAUCCAAAAUCUGUUGACUGCAAUCUUGUCAUCACUGAUAAGAACCACUUCCAUAUUUUUAUUUUUGUCACAGUAGCAAUAUUUUUUGCUAUAAUAGGACUGGCUUUGCUGUUACACUUUUUACCUCAGAAGCAUAGGCAUCAAGACUCUUCAAUCAAUCUCAAGUUGGCUAUAAACCAAGCUCUAACAUUUUAUGACGCCCAAAAAUCUGGGAACUAUCCGAAGAAUAGUUCAGUGAAAUAUAGAGGAGACUCAGGUUUACAAGAUGGAAAUUCAGCAAAGACUAAUCUUAUUGGUGGAUAUUAUGAUUCAGGCAACAACAUUAAGUUUACUUUCACCACAGCAUAUACUAUGACCAUGUUGAGUUGGACUACGAUGGAAUAUCAAACGAAAUUUGCUGAUAUCGAUGAACUUGAUCAUGUUAGGGAUAUCAUCAGAUGGGGUACUGACUAUUUGCUUAAGGUGUUCAUUAUUUCAACUGAAUCCAACCUUACACUGUAUUCUCAGGUUGGAAGUACCAUUAGUACUAAUAAUGAACCAAAUGACAUAAAUUGCUGGGAAAGACCUGAAGACAUGAGUUAUGGUAGACCAGUUUCAGUUUGUGAUGGCUCGGCUACAGAUUUAGCUGGUGAAGUUGUGGCAGCGUUAUCUGCGGCGUCAAUGGUAUUCAAAGACGACAAAGAUUACUCGGGGAAACUGGUUCGAGCAGCAGAAAGCCUAUAUGAGGUAGUUACAGAGGAAGAUCCUGAAAAGCAGGGAACCUACACCAAUGUUGAUGCAUGUGGAAAACAAGCAAGAAUGCUUUAUAACUCAUCUAGUUACAAAGAUGAGUUGGCUUGGGGAGCUACUUGGUUAUUUCUUGCUACUAAGAACAUUGAUUAUCUUGCAAAUGCAACUGAGUUUUUUUUAUCAGCAAAAAGGGAUGAAACAAAUUUAGACAAAGGGGUCUUUUAUUGGAAUAACAAGCUCAAUGCUGUUGCGGUUUUGCUUGCUGGUAUUCGUUAUUUCCGGGAUCCUGGCUUUCCAUAUGAAGAUGUUUUGAAACUUUCAUCAAACUCUACUCACUCUCUCAUGUGUUCUUACCUUUUCAAAAAAUAUAUGAGUAGAACACCUGGUGGAUUGAUUCUUCCAAAACCUGAUAAUGGGCCAUUACUCCAAUAUGCUACAACAGCAUCUUUUCUCAGUAAAUUAUACAGUGAUUACAUUGAUCAUCUCAAAAUAUCCGGUGCAAGCUGCGAAACCGAUGAAUUCUCAGUUGCGACGCUUCGUGAUUUUGCUAGCUCUCAGGUUAACUACAUUUUAGGACAAAAUCCUAUGAAAAUGAGUUAUUUAGUGGGCUAUGGCGACAAGUUUCCGGUCCAGGUUCAUCACAGAAGCGCGUCGAUCCCUUGGGAUAAACGGCUCUACAAUUGCAAUGAUGGUAAGGCAUGGCUAAACUCUAAGAAUCCGAAUCCACAAGUUCUUUUGGGAGCCAUGGUGGGAGGACCAGACACAAACGAUAACUUCAUCGAUCAAAGGAGCAACCAGAGAUUUACUGAACCAACCCUAGCAAGCAAUGCUGGCUUAGUUGCAGCAUUGAUUGCACUUCAAGAUCCUUCAAAUGAUUCACAUGACUUGAAAAACUCUUUGUGGGAAUGGACUUGA